This is a messenger RNA of Beauveria bassiana ARSEF 2860, 1914 nucleotides long. Its product is annotated as serine/threonine-protein kinase nak1. The record is from RefSeq and is a predicted model, not a curated record. NCBI's taxonomy places the organism in Eukaryota, Fungi, Ascomycota, Sordariomycetes, Hypocreales, Cordycipitaceae. Gene Ontology annotation, molecular function: ATP binding; protein kinase activity. Bases 1 to 1914 code for a protein of 637 amino acids. The transcript has 2 exons. Gene Ontology annotation, biological process: protein phosphorylation.
AUGGCCUCCACCACCACCAAGCAGCGCGCCCUCGACGACGCCCACCAAGCCAACGCCGCCGCCUUGGCCCUUCGCCUCGCCGCCUCUUCCCCCCCGCCGCCCUACCGUCUAGAUGAGCUCAUCGGCCGGGGCUCCUUUGGCCGCGUCUACAAGGCCACGCAUGUCUCCACCGCCGCCGUCGUCGCCGUCAAGGUCAUUGACAUUGAGCGCGGCGACGCCGCCGCGCCCGGGCUCGCCGACACACUCGCCGACCUGCAGAGGGAGCUCGCGGCGCUGCGCGCCCUUCGCGGCUCCGCCCACAUCAAUCACGUCGUUGAGGCGCUACUCGUCGGGCCCGCUGUGUGGCUCGUCGUCGAGUACUGCGCGGGCGGUAGCGUCGCGACGCUGAUGCGGCCGCUGCGGGCUAGUACCGGCGCCGGAGGCGGGCUGCGCGAGAAAUGGAUCGUGCCGAUACUCAGGGAGACGGCCGCGGCGCUGACGUGGGUGCACGAACGGGGGAUAAUCCACCGCGACGUCAAGGCGGCGAAUGUGCUCGUCGCAGAGGACGGUCGGCGCCACGGGGUGCAAUUGUGUGAUUUUGGCGUCGCGGCGACGCUGCGCCGGAGAGACGACAAGCGCACCACCGUCGUCGGCACGCCGCACUACAUGGCGCCGGAACAGCUACUAAGUGGCAGCGAAUCGGCGGGAGGAUACGGCAGCGAGGUGGACGUCUGGGCUUUUGGCGCGCUCGCGUACGAGCUCGCGACGGGCCGCCCGCCCAACGCCUCGUUGGGCGUGUGCGGCCUCGCGCGGCUCGGACGGGUGUUGCAGAUGAGAACGCCGCGACUGAGCGGCGGCGAGCACUCGGACGGCGUGCGAGAUCUCGUGGCAUGCUGUCUGCAGCGCGAGCCGGCGCGGCGGCCGAGCAUGGCCGAGGUGGGGCGCCACGGAUACCUGGCGGACACGGAAGCGCAGUUCCCGACCGAGUCGCUAGCGCAGCUGGUGCGCGCGUUUCGCAUAUGGGAGGCGCAGGGCGGCGACCGUCGGUCGCUGUUUUCGGAGCACGGUGCGGCGUCGGACGCGGACGCGGAUGACGACGACGACCAUGGGAAUGAUUUCGUGCAAGACUGGAACUUUAGCACAGCAGUCGAGGCGGAACCCCCAAGCGCGUCUGACGACGAGAUACUCUCUGUGGCGUAUGCCUCCGCCGCGGCACGCCGCGUCAAAUCGCCGCUUGAGAAAGUGUUCGACUCCAACACGCUCUCCAACUACGACGACUACUCGAGGAAGUACUAUGCCAAGUUUCUACCGGCGCCGGUGCAGCAGGCGCUCCUGCACAAUGGGCUCUCCGGUCCGUCUGCGGAUCGUGAAUCGCUGAUUGACCUAGACUUGUGCCUGGCCGACAACGACAGCAGCAGUGGCGACAGCUCCGUCGACCUGAACGCCGGCACGGUUCGCCGCCCCGCCGCCGCCGCGUUCGGAUGGGAAGGAGACGAAGCGCAAGAACACACGGUGUCGCGGGAAUACGACAAUCCCCAACACGCUACGCAGACUUGGAAGUUUCUGCCCAUAUUUUCGCAGCUCGCUUUGGAAAGCCAUGGGCCGUCACCCCCGGACUGGAGCGAGGCGAAUUCGGACACUUCGCACAGUCGAUCCGAGUCAGUCGAUAGCCUAAUCGACUUGGACGUGGGUGCCGCACCGCCAAGUGACUUUGCCCUUCGUUGCCAUGUCGAGCCACAACUUACACCAGCACCGCCGCUCCCUUUUGCGCCGCAGCCGCAGGUCAUGAUGGGUCAGGCGGGAGAUGAGCAGAUUAAGCAAGAGCUGCAUAGAUUGACAGCUAGUUUGGCUGACCACCUGCGCUACGCCACCAUUUGUCUCGCCGAUUUGCCGAUUCGCCCCAUACCAGCAACUCCAUCAGGAAAUCAGACCUAG